AUGUGCAACACAGCUCUUUACCGAAGUCGAGGCUGCGGCUGCCGGUGGCUCCGUGUCGAUGAGCAAUGCGGCUAUGGCAUGGGCUUCUGCACAUGCCCGGAUAUCGCCAAUGGCAUUUGCAAACCGGCGAUGAAGUACUACGACUGCGAGCACUGCCCAAUUCACUAUUUUGGUGGAGUGUACGAUUACAACAGAAUCCGCAUGCUAGUCAAGCUGGAGAGGGGCAUCAAGUUCGGAGGAGGCGUGAAUAGAGCCGACCCUGGAUGCGAGAUGAGAUGCGUUGUCAUGUAA
Messenger RNA from Phaeoacremonium minimum UCRPA7, 291 nucleotides. RefSeq names its product putative nonselective cation channel protein. The coding region runs from base 1 to 291 and encodes 96 amino acids. The transcript has a single exon. Lineage: Eukaryota; Fungi; Ascomycota; Sordariomycetes; Togniniales; Togniniaceae. The record is from RefSeq and is a predicted model, not a curated record.